AACUUUUAUAUAUUACAAAUUAAUACGUUUUAGACUUUUGCUUGACGUUUCGAGAAUCGUCUGGGCGGGUUUGUAAGCAGUGAUUGGACCUUUGCUAAUCUUAGAAAGGUCGAAUUAGCCGUGGCUCCGCUAGCUGGUUUGUUGAUUUAAGUGGUUUCCCUCUUAACUUUACUUGAACCUAUCAUUGUCCGUAAUCGGGUGUGUUUUUGUAAUUUGACUUAAACGUUUCACUUUACAGGUAGCCAAGAUUAAUUACGCCGCCGUGGUUUUAGGACAAAACCACUGAAGUGUGUUUCCAUUUCAGAAUAUCGUGGGCCUUCUUCUGGAAGGGCUGGAGUUGUGUUGUAUUUUAUGAUUGCUUUUAGCAUCGUAUAUAGAAAACAUUUUUUAAAGAAUAAAUAUGUUGAAAAUAUAUGGACCAACUUUGGAGCAUAACAUUUUUAGGGAAGUCGAAAAUGAUCGAGCAGAAAAUGUUCAAAAAAUGACUCAUGAUCUCAGAUUGACUAAUCCUGCAGAGGGAAAACACCGAUCACAUCACAGUAUUUAAACAAUUCCAUCUUUUACUCUGUGUGAUCAAGUUUAUCUUUUAUGCAUACAAUGUUAAAACACCAAAUUAAAAAUAAUGUGAGGGGUAAUGCUAGAGUUAAAAUUAGUGUUAUUAAAAAGUUGUAAAACUACAGUGGUUAGCUUGUGACUUUAAAAUGCAAAUACUUAAUAAAGAUCCAUGUUAACACACUUUCCUUUAAGCAUUGCUUUAUUAGAGAAGCUAUGUGGAAUGUUUUGUUGUAUUACUACGCUAUGUAUGCAUGUAACUUUUUUCUUUUCAGCAUGCUACUUCUGCCAAAUUAUUGCAACCUAAAGUUUCUCGUUGACAGUCAUGGCAACAGAGGGGGUGGAAAAGACGAGUGAAGAUGCUCCAGCAGCUGGAAAGGCCAGCACCAGGUAUGACCUGGAAAAGGAGACUGAACUUCGCUUUGAGGUGGAGUCAGGGGAAGCAGCUGAACAAGUUGAGCUGGAGCUGCUCACAGGAAUGGCUGAGGUGUUUGGCUCCGAGCUAAACCGAAACAAAAAGUAUACAUUUGGACCAGGCUCUAAGAUUGCAGUUUUCACUUGGCAAGGCUGUAGUGUGAAUCUUUAUGGGAAGCCAGAGGUUGCUUAUGUGUCCAAGGAUACGCCCAUGCUGCUCUACCUAAACACACAUGCAGCCCUUGAACAGAUGAGAAAACAAGCAGAGCGUGACAAUGAGAGGGGGCCAAGGGUGAUGGUGGUGGGACCGACAGAUGUUGGGAAGUCAACGGUGUGUCGGCUGCUUCUCAGCUAUGCUGUGAGGGUUGGAAGGAGGCCAACAUUGGUGGAACUGGAUGUUGGACAGAGCGGGGUGUCUGUACCCGGCACAGUGUCAGCGCUCUGCAUCGAGCGUCCAGCGGACGUGGAGGAGGGUUUCUCAGUCCAGGCUCCUUUGGUCUACCACUUUGGCUCUACUAGUCCAGGGACCAACAUCAAACUUUACAACAAGCUGACAUCGUGCCUGGCUGAGGUGUUUUCCCAGCGCUGUGAAGUGAACAGGAAAGCCAGUGUAGGAGGCUGCAUCAUCAACACCUGUGGCUGGGUGAAGGGCUCUGGAUACCAGGCUCUGGUCCACUGUGCGUCAACCUUUCAGGUGGAUGUGGUUCUGGUAUUGGACCAUGAAAGGCUCUACAAUGAACUCAAAAGAGACCUCCCUCACUUUGUGCGGGUUGUGCUCCUACCCAAGUCCGGGGGAGUCGUGGAACGCUCCAAGGAGUGUCGGCGGGAUACUCGGGAUGAGAAGAUCCGCGAGUAUUUCUACGGCUUCCGUGGAGUCACCUUCUACCCCUUUUCUUACGAAGUGCGUUUCUCAGACGUUCGCAUCUAUAAAAUUGGUGCUCCAUCCAUCCCGGACUCAUGCCUGCCACUGGGAAUGUCCCAGGAUGACACACAGCUAAAACUGGUGCCUGUUACUCCAGGAAGAGACCUCACAUACCACGUCCUAAGCGUGAGCAGUGCUGAAGACGGAGAUGAAGGUGCUAGAAAGGGCAUAGUGGAGAGUCCUGUGUGUGGCUUUAUUGUGGUGACUCAUGUAGAUACUCAGACACAGGUGAUGAAGGUGCUCUCCCCAGCACCUAGACCCCUGCCCAGGCAUACUCUGCUCAUCAUGGACAUUCGCUUCAUGGAUAUGAAAUGAAGCAGGCCCUCAGAGGAGAGGACUUGGAUCGAAGACGUCCUGCUGGGUACCCUUUUUAUUUUAAGGCUAUCUUGUUUGUACUUUACAGAGAAAACAUUUUAAGUGUUGAAAUUCGGAAUGCAUCAUUUUUUGUGGUUCAUGUGAAUCCAGUUUUCAGCCUGUUUCAUACAUUUUAUGAUUUAAUUUCUACUUAUUCAACAAUAAGAUGAUGGGAGCAGGGUUUUUUAUACUGAAGAUUUUUGGUCUCAUUGCACAGAAGAGGGAAUUAAAUAAGAAAAAAACAUUACUCUCUACACUAGCCGUUGGUCAAUUUGUUGUGUUAUCAAUUUUAGCAUGAGCUGGGAAUUGGUGCAUCCCUAAUAGAAAUUGAAAGCAGCUGUAAAUUCUAGACCACACUGCACAGAUGUCUGUAGAAAAGGAUUUUUUUUUUAUCAAAGCAAAGAUAAAAUAUUUUUCUUCAUAAUCUGUUUCAUAGAGAUUUUUUUCUCUUGAGUAAUAAAUUUUUUAAAUGUAAAAAAUUGUGUGAGUUUGUUUUUAAUUACACUAUCUGACUAUCAGUAUGUUUCCCUUACUAACAAACAAUAAUUUAAUUAUCUGCAUACCCAAUAUGUAAUGAGCUGAGGAUGGAACACACUUAAUGAACUUAAUUCUAACCCAAUCAAACCUGGGAAUACUUUGCAGUUUUAUAACCUUUCCUAAAGAAAUUUAAUGUUUUAUUCAGUAGGUCUUCUGUUUUGACAAAAGAAAGGCAAAUAAUAAUAUCCUGUAGGCUUCAUUAAAACACACACAGUACUAGCAUGCUAGUGAUUGUUUGGGAGCACUACACUAGCAGGUCAUUUAAUAAUUUGUUCUGUAAACACUUACCAGCUUACCAAACCAUACCAGAUGCUAUUUUAAUUUUUUAGAGUAACAGCGUUUCUAUGUAUGACAACAUGACUUAUAAGCAUACACAAAAACAACACUGUGUGAUGCAUAAUACGUGCAAAUAUCUCAAACUAAGUAUAUAAUAAAUAAGUAGAUAUUUAAAUGUAAGCACGUGGUUCAAAAAAAUAAUAUUGGAUAGAUUUGUUGUCUGAAUCUUUUCUUGCUAAUAUUUUGUGGGGUUUUUUUUGUUUUUUUGUUUUUUUCUGAACCUUUUUGUUUUAUUAAAUUACUUAAUUUUUCUUUUCUAUUCCCUGCCUGCCAUAUGUAGUGUUUCUUUGCACCUACUUUAUGCAUGUCAGUGUUAACCAUUUGUCAUAACCAGCAGGGUGUGGAUUAAUCGUAGGUGGGUCUUUUGUGGAGGGUUGAGAUGACCAUCUGGAACGUAGAUUGUGAAUUUUGUGGAAAAGAAACCGUGUAAAACCAUUUCAAGUGGGUGUACCGUCAAAAUAUUUUCACAAACAGCUUAUGGCAAAUAAAACUCCUUAUUAAAAAAUAUAGAAAUCAGUAUCUGGUGUGACUGCUGUUUUCUUUUUAAACAGCAGUUGUUCUCUUUGGUGUAUAGCAUUUUUUUCCCCUAAGGUAUGUUCCAGGUGGGUUGUUUUAAGCAUUUUCGGUGGAUUUGCCACACUAAUGUGAAUUUAAGUUUUAAAGCUGUUUUCAAGCAAAACUGCCCUUUCUUUCUUUCUUGUUUGUGCUCCUUGCAGCUUCACUGUUACAGCUUUAUUCCUCUCAUUCAUAUGCAUGUAUUCUAUCUUGCUUUGUUAACUUUCCUCUUCUCUCUCCAGGCUCUCUUCUAUCUGCUUCAUACUUUCACUACAGAUCACAACGUUAUCUGCAAACAUUAUAGUCCACAGAUACUCCUGGCUUACCUCAUAUGUCAAAAUGUCCAUCACAAUUACAAACAAGAAGGGUCUCAGAGCAGAUCCCUGAUAUAAACCCACCCCGACCAUGAACCCAACCAACUGAUUCACUAACUUUC
This is a messenger RNA of Haplochromis burtoni (Burton's mouthbrooder), 4106 nucleotides long. It is a transcript of the gene clp1, whose product is annotated as cleavage factor polyribonucleotide kinase subunit 1. The record is from RefSeq and is a predicted model, not a curated record. The transcript is spliced from 5 exons. NCBI's taxonomy places the organism in Eukaryota, Metazoa, Chordata, Actinopteri, Cichliformes, Cichlidae. Gene Ontology annotation, biological process: tRNA splicing, via endonucleolytic cleavage and ligation. Gene Ontology annotation, cellular component: mRNA cleavage factor complex; nucleus. Gene Ontology annotation, molecular function: polynucleotide 5'-hydroxyl-kinase activity. The coding region runs from base 878 to 2203 and encodes 441 amino acids.